AUGCCCGUGGAAACAACGGAGAGAAACAUCUACGGCGCUAUACGGAUUACCAACAACAAGCCUCGCGACUUCAAAUUGAGCCAGCCGAGCUAUACUAUUGGCAACGAAGAAGCGUCUGCUAUUGUUGAAGAUCUUCUUCAGGAAAUAGGCCCCCUUCAGUUCUUCCGCGCCAGUGAGGAUUCCAGCGUCAAACGAAUGAAAGCAAAGGCACAGUUCGAAUACGAGGAAGAUGCCCGAAAGGCUGUACCCUUCUCUAAAUACAUCAGGCUCACAGUGCAAGCCAUUACUUCAGUGAAGCUCAAGAUAACUACCAACAUUUACGACGUCGUCAAACCGGACAUUAACAAACAGAUUGCUACUUGGACCCAACAGCACAUACGUUUGUAUGUCUACCGAAAUACAGACUAUGGAAAGAGAUAUACCAGUCUUAAGCUCGAAGGCGACAAUGUCGAAGGUCUUUCAAAGGCCAGGGAGACAGAAUUUGGUGUCCUUAUUGUCCGAACCAAUGAGUCACGGCUUCGACUUUACGGACCGACAAAGGCGUUUAGCCAAGUUCAAGACUUCUUAACUACUAUUGUCAAGUCCUACUUGCCAAACGUGCGUGCCAUCGAACUCGACCCUGAAGAAUUUUAG
Aplosporella prunicola CBS 121167 is the source of this 633-nucleotide messenger RNA. RefSeq lists its product as uncharacterized. Lineage: Eukaryota; Fungi; Ascomycota; Dothideomycetes; Botryosphaeriales; Aplosporellaceae. The record is from RefSeq and is a predicted model, not a curated record. The transcript has 3 exons. The coding region runs from base 1 to 633 and encodes 210 amino acids.